This is a messenger RNA of Cladocopium goreaui, 1587 nucleotides long. Lineage: Eukaryota; Dinophyceae; Suessiales; Symbiodiniaceae. The record is from the annotation of a GenBank genome assembly.
AUGGGGGCUGAUAAUCCCAUGGCUAUCUCCAUCCAGCUGCUAGGCAUUUACCGCAUCGCCGAUCCCGACAAAGUUUGGGCCGACCUAGCGGACUUGUCGAUCAAGGAGUACCAGGCCAUCGAACGAGAAGCUGGAGAGAGGUUUCACCAUGAGACGGGCUUCCUAGCAGUUGGAGAUCCCAGUAUGGACUACAUCCAUCAAGUGGAACAAACCAUGGCAUCUUUUGGCACUGAAGGACAGGACUUCUUUAUCUACACCAAAAAGGAGGACUUCGAACAGCACUUCCCCUUCUUAAGGCUGUCCUUUGACGAACACAGCUGGAGGGGUCUCUGGCAGCCACGGAAAGCUGGGCAUUUGAGUCCUCGCACUUUGGCCCUGAUCCAAGCAGCUCUGGCUGGGAGGAAUGGUGCUGAUGUGAUCGACACCCAGCUAGAUGGAGUGCACGCAGAGGCGGAGCAUUGGGUACUGCAGCUGCACGGGAAGGGGAGACUUGAGGCCAAGAAGGUGCUGCUGGCGGCCGGAUGGAACACUUCCUGGCUCAGCAAAGAGACCGAGAGAUUGGACAUCAAACAUCAGAUGUCACAGGCCGUGCUGUUGGAAGUCUCUGAGCCCAUGCCGACGAUGCCGGUGAUUAUUUUGAGAGGGCCCAGGGAUCCGGAGGAGUAUUGGUACGUCUUGCCACCAAUCAAAUACCCUGACGGUCGCACCUAUUUGAAGAUGGGAUAUGAAGGCAAAGCACUGAACAAGGUCUUGUCAUCGCAGGAGGAAUCUCAGCGCUGGAUGCAGAGCGGCCGAGCGGUGCCCGAGCUGUUUUCGGCGGCGGAGAGGAUGGCCAAGCAGUUUUUUCCAGGCGCGGCCUUUACUGGCCAGCGCCGCAGCAUCGUGUGCAUCACGGAUGCUACGCAGCCCACAGCGCAAGGAGAACAGCGGCCGUACAUCGAUUUUUUGCAGAAGGGCUUGGCUGUCGCCAGUGGAGGCAACGGCUGGGCUGCCAAGAGCUCAGACCACAUCGGCUGGUUGGCUGCGGAGAUGAUGUCCAACGCUUCGGGAUGGGCCAGCGAUGAGGUUCCCAAAAGAGCUCUUCCAAGCUUGCUACAAGUCUCGUUUGUGAGCGGCCAUGGCGCAUGGCGCGCCGUGGUGCGUGCAGUGAGUCAUGCCGACCGCUGGGACCGCUGGGACCCGCAGGCACUUGGUUUUCGUUUCGUUGAACCCUGGGAUGUUUUGUGGUCCCAGAUUCGAGUCCGGGAUGCGACGUCCGGGACUUGUUGUGCCGCUGAGAUCGAUGAGGGUCACCAGGAUCAAGAUCAGGGUGAAAAGAAUGACGUGGGCAUGGGUGAGGUCCCAACUGACCAGGCCCUGUAUGGAAAUUUACAGCUGCGAGCGGAACUUCUGCACGAGGUCUUGCAAGGAGAGAGGCCCAUUCAGCCGGAGGAGCUCCAAGGUCCCUGGAUUGACGUCACGUCAGCAGUGCAGUGCCUGGUGGAGCAGUCCGCCAUCAGAGUGCAUGGCAGCGCAACCUACUCCAAGGCAGAUCUUCCGGGUUUCUACAACCCAACGCCCUUGCGGCUUGCUGGCACUCUGGGACCG